AUGAUCCUUUUAUUUUUCACAAGAUUUAUAUUAGCAGACACUGACACAAGCCAAGAAGGCAGCAAAAUCAGAAGCAAUAUAAGCAGUAUUUCCAAUAUUUCGAUUUCAAUUAUUCAAAGUCAAGUAGAAAAAAUCAAAUCUACACCAGGACCAGUAGAAACAUCAAAUAUUACAAUCAGUAACUCAAGUUUAGAACAAAAUUUAACGAUUUGCAAAGCUCCUCAUACAAGAUUACAAUGGGGAAAUAAAUGCAUAUGCGAGGAAGGAUAUUUCGGGACUGAUGAACAAAUACAAACAACUGGAUGCUAUACAUGCAAAAAACGUUGCCAUCAUGCAGCAAGUUGUGUUGAACAAGAUACUUGCAAAUGCAAGAGAGGCUUAGUUGGUGAUGGAAUACAAUGUUCUUUCCCUGAACCUAAAAUUAAGCAAGUUUUAAAGCCAUUUGAAAAACAAUUAGCUCCAGUAAAUGUUUUAGUAGAAUUCGAUGCACCAGAAUUCAUUCCAUACCUUGCAUUUUGCAAGAUUAAUUCUAAAACAGUUCCUGCUUUAAUUUACAAUAAUCAGACAAUUGCUUGCUUAUCUCCCGAUAAGCAAAGAGGAGAAGCAUCAAUUUCCAUCUCAUACGAUGGAAAAGUAUACUCUCCUUCUCAGAAAUACACAAUUGUACCUGGCUUGGUCGAAUUGCCAAAACCGGCCAUUCAUCUUGGAAUUCAACCAAAAACUAACAAUUGGAUUAUUCCAUCAAUCAUUGGUUUCGGUAUAUUGGUCUGCAUUGUCUUGUAUUUUAUCCUUCAUAUUUUCAACGGAAAAAUUGCAAUUCAGAAGCUUACUGAAGAAAGACAGCCACUUAUUUCCAAUAAGGGAUCAAGUAAUCACGAAGAAAAACGCGCAAAAAGGCGUGAUAUUUAA
Trichomonas vaginalis G3 is the source of this 909-nucleotide messenger RNA. RefSeq names its product laminin domain-containing protein. The record is from RefSeq and is a predicted model, not a curated record. Lineage: Eukaryota; Parabasalia; Trichomonadida; Trichomonadidae. Bases 1 to 909 code for a protein of 302 amino acids. The transcript has a single exon.